Quercus robur (English oak) is the source of this 706-nucleotide messenger RNA. Its product is annotated as protein PLANT CADMIUM RESISTANCE 7-like. Bases 57 to 548 code for a protein of 163 amino acids. Lineage: Eukaryota; Viridiplantae; Streptophyta; Magnoliopsida; Fagales; Fagaceae. The transcript is spliced from 4 exons. The record is from RefSeq and is a predicted model, not a curated record.
CUCUGUAUUUCACAUCCUCUUUCCUGUUGUUUUUCUCGUUUUUUCCAAUCUCUAAAAUGAAUCCUAACGAGUCCAAAACUGAAUCAACUCCUCAAGCACCAGCUUCCGACACUUCUCCACCUGAGGGGCAAUGGUCCACCGGUAUAUGUGGUUGUUUUGAUGAUGUGACCAGCUGCUGUGUUACCUGCUGGUGUCCCUGCAUUACCUUUGGCCGCACUGCUGAGAUAGUUGACAAGGGAAAAAUAUCUUGUUUUACCGCGGCCCGAAACUGUUUCAUGCUUGCCUAUGUUUUUGGAAUUGGCGCAUGUAUAUACACAUGCACAUACCGAGCCAAACUGAGAGCCCACUAUUCCUUGCCACCAAAGCCGUGCGGGGAUUGCUGUGUCCAUUACUUCUGCUUUUAUUGCGCUCUUUGUCAAGAGCACCGCGAGCUCAAAAACCGUGGAUUAGACCCUGAAGGAGGUUGGGUAGCAGCCGAGGCUAAUGCUAAGAAAUUGAGGGGCAGAACCACAGCACCUCCAGUUCCUUCACCAGGCAUGACUCGUUAGGGCUUGCUUUCAUGGCUGUUCUUCAUUCGUACUAAUGUUUAGUUUGUAAUUUGUUCCUUUGAUGAUAUCUCAAGACCUAGUGCGCGCAUUUUCUUGUUUUUCUCAAUUUCUUUAGGUUUAAAACAUCUCUGUGUUGUACCCGAAAUUCAAUUGUGUUU